AUAACCACCAACACCAUAAUAAAAAAAGAAGUAUUUAAACAUGCUUGAUGCCUGUCUUUGUAUCAUCAGCUUGUCUGGGGCAUAUUCUUGCUUUGCGCAGAACGUCACAUAAACAAGCACAAAUAUUUUUCUUUUCUUUUUUUCUUUUUUUCUAUUCUUCAUAAACACACAAAAAUAGAAAUGGAGGAACCACAGAAAAUGACUAUCGAUAACUUGAUUAUGGAGCGUAAUAUUGAAAGCUUCAUGACUCUAAGAACAAAGCCCAGCAAGCGAAGAAAGCAUAAAACCAGUAAUACAGCUUAUGUACCUGAAGUGAUCUCUAACAUUGGGCUCUCUCAAGCUCUCACAAAGUAUACAAUUUACAUCGAUGAACGUGUUUCCCACCUUGACAAACUUGUUGCAAUAGCACAAGGCAUGGGUAGUACCGUUGUCCCUUCAAGUGACACUAGCAACAUUGUCAUUCUCGAACCUAGAAAUGCUGAUCGAUACAAGAUGUCAGUACGUUAUCAAAAGAAGGGUUUGAAAUGUGCCCCACCCGCUUGGUUAUUUACCUGCUAUGAACAAAAUCAACAUAUUCCCAUCUCUCAUUUCCCUUUUGAUGUGAAACAGGAUCAGCCGACCCUUACUCCUAUACCUAUCACCGACAACGACGAAGAUAAUCCAUUUGGCUUAGAUCCUGUGGAUUAUGAUGAACUAGAAGAGAAUAUGCCGGGAAAACAAACGACUAUAGAUCGUUACUUGGCAGAAACACAUCCGCAGCAUCAAGAGCAGGAUCAUUAUCAAGAAGAAGAAGAAGAAGACGACGUGCAGGAGGAUGAACAAGAGGAGAUGGAACAAGAGGUUUAUUAUAAUCGUAGACAUGAAACGCCUGAAGAGAGUCAAGAACGGAAGAGAGCUGCCAGCGAAAGAAUGAGGAAUUUAUUACAGGAUGCAGAAAACAUGAUUAGAAAUAAAAAUAAUAUCGCUAGAAGAACCAAAAGAGUAGAGAGAAAAGUGGUGCCGCCUGUCGAAGAUUGGCAAGAAAUGAAGGUCUGGUACGGUGAACAGCCUAUAACAAACAAUAUGAAUAAAAGCAGGAAAUAAAAUAUAGAUUUUUAAUUUGUGAUCUGCCUUUGUGUGCUUAGAGAGUAACAAACGUUAUCAAGUCUUUUGUCUAAAACAUGAAAAGUAUGAUGUAACACAAUUAAGCUUUAUUUAUUGAGGGUGACAUACUCGAUCAGGUUUGGUAUCACAGUGUUUACUGACAAAAUUUUAUUGAAAAAGAAAAUAUAAUUAACAACUAUAAUCCCAACCCUCUUCUUCUUGGUGUACGCAUAUCUCUGGCACCAGGAGUAGCAAUACGACCAGCUCUAGCCGUGUUUUGUCUA
Messenger RNA from Mucor mucedo, 1367 nucleotides. RefSeq lists its product as uncharacterized. NCBI's taxonomy places the organism in Eukaryota, Fungi, Mucoromycota, Mucoromycetes, Mucorales, Mucoraceae. The record is from RefSeq and is a predicted model, not a curated record. The coding region runs from base 181 to 1083 and encodes 300 amino acids. The transcript has a single exon.